This is a messenger RNA of Medicago truncatula (barrel medic), 2989 nucleotides long. Its product is annotated as cation/H(+) antiporter 20. NCBI's taxonomy places the organism in Eukaryota, Viridiplantae, Streptophyta, Magnoliopsida, Fabales, Fabaceae. The coding region runs from base 132 to 2687 and encodes 851 amino acids. The transcript has 4 exons. Gene Ontology annotation, molecular function: antiporter activity. Gene Ontology annotation, biological process: regulation of pH; proton transmembrane transport. The record is from RefSeq and is a predicted model, not a curated record. Gene Ontology annotation, cellular component: endomembrane system; membrane.
GUCCAGAUACACACCCAUGCAUUCAAAAUCUCCCAAGUCCCAAAGUCCAUUAAAUUGCAAUCCAGCAUAAUCAAUCUUUCCCAUUGUUUGCACGUGACUUCCUCCUCCAACAGAAAAACUAAAUUAACACCAUGCCAGUUAAUAUAACAGCAAUCAAAACUUCCUCCGAUGGAAUCUGGCAAGGCGAUAAUCCUCUCGAUUACGCUUUCCCUCUCCUCAUUAUUCAAACUGUCUUAGUCCUCGUCGUCAGCCGCUCCCUCGCUUUCGGCUUCAAACCUCUCCGCCAACCUAAAGUCAUAGCUGAGAUCAUCGGUGGAAUUCUGUUAGGACCAUCGGCGUUAGGAAGGAACACAAGCUACCUGCACCGCUUAUUCCCUGAAUGGAGUAUGCCGACGCUAGAAUCCGUCGCAAGCAUAGGUCUUCUAUUCUUUCUCUUCCUCGUUGGACUCGAGUUAGAUCUAAACUCGAUUCGCCGUAGCGGUAAAAGAGCAUUCAGUAUAGCAGCUUGUGGAAUCACUCUUCCUUUCGUCUGCGGCAUAGGCGUUGCCAUUGUCCUCCGCAAAACCGUCGACGGCGCAGACAAAGCCGGAUUCGGCCAAUUCAUCGUUUUCAUGGGAGUUGCGCUUUCUAUAACCGCAUUCCCCGUCUUAGCACGAAUCCUCGCUGAACUCAAACUCCUCACAACACGCGUAGGAGAAACCGCCAUGGCAGCCGCUGCGUUCAACGACUUAGCCGCGUGGAUUCUUCUCGCUUUAGCAAUUGCGUUAGCCGGAAACGGAGCCGACGGCGGAGACAAAAAGAGCCCUCUCGUUUCCGUUUGGGUGCUUCUCUCCGGAGUCGCUUUCGUUGCUUUCAUGAUGAUUGUUAUAAGUCCUGUGAUGAAUCGUGUGGCACAAAGAUGCUCCGUGGAGAAUGAAGCUGUUGAUGAAGUUUAUAUUUGUUUGACUCUAGCUGGUGUAAUGGUUUCAGGAUUCAUAACUGAUUUCAUAGGGAUUCAUGCGAUUUUUGGGGCGUUUGUUUUUGGAUUAACUAUUCCAAAGACAGGUAGUUUUGCUGAGAGGUUGAUAGAGAGAAUAGAGGAUUUUGUUUUGGGUUUGUUGCUUCCACUUUACUUUGCUUCAAGUGGGUUGAAAACUGAUGUGACUAAGAUUAGUGGUGGAAAAGCUUGGGGGCUAUUGGUUUUAGUGAUUGCAACUGCUUGUGCUGGGAAGAUUCUGGGGACUUUUGUUGUUGCUAUGAUGUGUAGGAUGCCAGUUAGAGAGUCAAUUACACUUGGAGUGCUGAUGAACACCAAAGGACUUGUUGAACUCAUUGUGCUCAACAUUGGAAAAGAGAAAAAGGUUUUAAAUGAUGAAAUAUUUGCAAUCUUGGUCCUUAUGGCACUCUUCACAACCUUCAUCACAACCCCAGUGGUGAUGGCAAUCUACAAUCCAGCUCGUGGAAUCGCAAGCAAGACAAUUCGAAAGCUAGGUGACAUGUCCUCCCACUCUAAAGAAAGCAACAAUGUGGUGAAUACUCUUCGAGUCCUAGCUUGCAUCCACGGUCCAACCAACAUUCCCUCUAUCAUCAACCUCAUUGAGUCAACACGUAGCACCCAAAAAUCACUUCUCAAAGUCUUCAUCAUGCACCUUGUUGAACUCACAGAACGUUCAUCUUCAAUCAUCAUGGUUCAACGCGCUCGCAAAAACGGUUUUCCAUUCUUCAACCGUUUCAACCGCGAUGAAUGGUAUAACCGUCUUGCUGGGGCUUUUCAGGCCUAUAGUCAAUUGGGCCGGGUCAUAGUCCGGUCCACUACAGCCAUAUCUUCGCUAUCUACAAUGCACGAGGAUAUAUGCCAUGCAGCAGAGGAAAAGAGAGUGACAAUGAUCAUAUUACCCUUCCACAAACAUUGGAGGAUGGAAGUUGAUGAUGAAAAUGACAAAGAGGCUCAUGAGGUGUUGGAGAAUGCUGGGCAUGGAUGGAGAGGUGUGAACCAAAGGGUACUUAAGAAUGCUCCAUGCUCUGUUGCUGUGCUUGUAGAUAGAGGAUAUGGGCUUGGGUUGAAGAAUUUGGGCUCAGAUGGUAGAGUGGCCCAAAGAAUAUGCAUCGUGUUUUUUGGUGGGCCUGAUGACCGCGAGGCUCUUGAGUUGGGGAAGAAAAUGGUUGAACACCCGGCAGUUGUAGUGACCGUUGUAAGGUUCGUUGAGCAAAAUGAAUUGAGUGGUAACAACUUUGUUUUACGCCAAUCACCUGGCAAAAGUACCGAAGAAAACUAUAGCUUCUCCAUCGCAAAAAUUAAUCGACAAAAAGAACAGGUGUUGGAUGAAAAUGCAAUGGAGGAGUUUCGAAGCAAGUGUGGUGAAACAGUGAAGUAUAUCGAAAAGGGUAGUGGCAACGUUGUUGAGGAGGUGAUAGCAUUAGGAGAAAGUGCGGAUUACGAUCUCAUUGUUGUUGGGAAGGGUCGGUUUCCGUCGACUAUGGUGGCAGAACUAGCAGAGAGGGAAGCAGAGCAUGCAGAGUUAGGUCCCAUAGGAGAUAUACUUACAUCCUCAAUGGGUCACAAGAUGGCGUCAUCAGUUUUUGUUAUUCAACAACAUGAUGUAGCAUUGACAGAGGAUGUACCAAUGUACAAGGUUAAGGUGCAUGAUGAGAAUGUUGCUGAGGUUUCAUCUGGAAGGCAUGAGAUCUCUGUAGCAAAUGCUGUGUAAUUACUUGGUAUUUUUAUGCAUUAUGUUGGGUCAUUGGAGACAAGACAAACCCCAAAGUAACACAAUUAUAUCUCGCAGAUGAGAGAAACUUCAAACCAAAAAUAGUUUCUCUAUAUAGUGAAUUAGUGUUUAAAGUAAUAAAUAUGUAAUUAUCCUUUAAUUUUGGUGGGCUAAUAUCACCGUAGCAUCUCAAAUCUCAAAUUAAAAUAAAAGUUAUAAAUAUCCCUCUUUACGCAGGGUUGUACAUGUAUGAAUUGGUGUGUUUCAAAAAUUACAAAUCCAAUCAUAUUAUGUUGAACUUA